Messenger RNA from Enterobius vermicularis (human pinworm), 4521 nucleotides. The record is from the annotation of a GenBank genome assembly. NCBI's taxonomy places the organism in Eukaryota, Metazoa, Nematoda, Chromadorea, Rhabditida, Oxyuridae.
AUGUCUGAAUUCCUUGAUAACCAAGCUGAGGAGUCGGAAAAUUCGGGUAAUAACACACCUGAAGAUUCUACAGAUGAAGAUUUAGGGCCGAAAACAAAACGCCCGAAAAGGAUUAAAAAGACAAAGCCAAAAAAGAAAAAACGCAUCAACAGUGACGACGAUGACGAUGAAGACGAUUUAGAAGAUGAUGAGGCAAGGAUUCAGAAAGAAAUGGCGGGUUUUGUUGUCGAUGAGGAUGAGGCGGAAGAGGAAUCUGAUAACGAGGAUGAUAAAAGUGACAAUAAUGAACUGGAACUAGAUGACGAAGAUUUAGAUUUGCUUAAUGACAAUCUAGACAUACAGCAGCGUCACGUUGGAGGACGAGUGCUGAUUGAAAGUGAUGAGGAAGAAGAUGAUCGCGAACGCAUCAAGAAUGAUCUCUUUUCUGGGGAAGAUUUGAAUGGUGAGAAAGAUGAACGCGAGAAAGACUCGUUACCUGAUCAUGACAGAGAUCGUUAUGAUGAAGAUGAGUCUGGCAGCGAGAGCCGAUCAGACGAUUUUAUUGUGACUGAUGAGGGCCGUCAUGCACGACAGCGCCAGCGCCGAUAUCAUAUGGCGGACGUUCCCGAACAAGCCAUGGAAGAUGCAAGAGAAAUUUUUGGAGUAGAUGAUUUCAAUUUUGAUGAGUUUUUCGAUGAGGACUUGGAGGCUGGGGAAGAGGAAGAAGAGUAUCCGGAUGAAGAAGAAGGGGAAAGGGGUUUGUCUCGAGUGCGUCAAAGUCGUUUGAAAGAGAAAAAUGCGACACUUUUGGACACGAUUGAGCCAGCAGAACUGGAAGAAAAAAUGCUUUCACCAACAGAUAAGCGCAUACAACUGGAAGAUCGUCCUGAACGCUUCCAGCUUCGUCGGAUACCGGUUAGUGAAGCUGACGAAAGUGAGCUUGAAUUGGAAUCGAAGUGGAUAUUUCAGUAUGCAUUUGGGAACGCUACUUUAUCUUCACAGGAGGAAUCCUGUUUAACCAUACUAGCUAGCCCAGAGCUAAAUGAGGAGGGUAGGAGGCGCAUACUUAAUGAAGCUCCGGAGAAAAUCCGUGAAGCGUUGAGGUUUAUACGUAAUCAACUGUUUGAGGUUCCUUUCAUUGCUUUUUACCGAAAAGAAUAUGUUGAGUCAUGUCUGGCUAUUAAUGAUUUAUGGAAAGUUUACCAGUGGGACGAAAAGUGGUGCCAUCUCGAACAGCGGAAGAAAAGAUUGCUGGAACUGAUGAAACGUAUGCUGAAUUAUCAGAUGGAAAAUGACAAUGCUUCAGAUUUACGAGUUGUUACGGAGCAGGAUAUGAAUGAGGUACAUGGGGUUCAAACAGUGGAGGGCCUUAUGGACGUCUCGGCGAAAUUUCAGUUGUACUAUGGGGCGGAAGUUCCAAAAAUGAUUGAUUGGGAGAAAAUACAGAAUUUGAGCGAAGAUGAUCCUGAAAGAGAGGCCGUUGAAACUCGGUUUAGAGCAGCAACGCGUACUGAUAAAUAUAUGUUAUGUAUCCAAAACAAAAUCGAUGAAAUGGCUGUUCGUUUUGGACUCACGCCUUUGCAGUUCGCUGAAAACUUGGAGUGGAAAAGACAUGAAAUUGUUCAAGAUGAUGAUGAGCCUUUAAAAGCUGCAGAACAGUAUGUUUGCGAAAGCUUUCCUUCACCUCAAGCUGUCGUUGAUGGAGCUGUUUAUGUUGUUGCUAAACAGCUAAGCCGUGAGCCCAAAGUUAGGGAGUUCUUGAGAACGAAGUACCGUGAAAAUCUGAAAAUUAGUAUUUGGCCCACUAAGAAAGGUCGAGAAGAAAUUGAUGAAAGUCAUCGGUUGUUUUUCAAACGAUAUAUAAAAAAUAAGCCGGUUCGUGAAGUUCGCCAUGACGAAUAUUUGUGGUAUGUACAGGCAAAAAAUUCUGGAUUAUUAAAUAUUAAAUUAUUUUGCGAUACUGAAGAUGACAUCAGAAUAGGAGAGACAUUACUUAGCCAGAUUACGGCAAACGAACCUUUCUACAAAAAUGAGUUCUCAAAUCUUGUACGGCUCUGGAACGACAUUAGGACUGAAGCGGUAAAAAUGUGUGUCAAUCAAUUUUUAUUACCUGGUCUGGAAAUGGAGGCUCAUGAGAGGCUUAUGGAAGAAGCUAGGGAAUAUGUCAUUAAGCAGUGUACCCAAAACUUGUACGAGAGAAUUAAAACCGCAACGUAUCGUGCGUUUGGUGAUGAUGAAGGCGAUUUACACGAUGAUGAUUUGGGUGAUGGAGCAAGAAUUAUGAGCAUCUGUUAUCCGGAAGACAGGGAUCAGGCAUCAUUCUGUGUUAUCAUUGACCAGGAUGGGCAAGCUAUUGAUCAUUUGCGUUUAACGCACUUGAAAAAAAGUCUUCGUUCAAAGCGGUUAAAUGAAGCGGAUCUCAAACAACAAGACUUAAAUUAUCUGCGCAAAUUUGUUGAUAAAAGGCGUCCUCACGUUAUUGCUAUCUGUGGUGAAAGUCUUGAAGCACGGUAUCUGAAAGAGGAUGUUGAGUUAACUUUGCGAGACAUACAAGAUCUUAAUCGAGAUAUACCUGUGGAAAUAGUGGAUAAUGAAGCAGCAAAAGUUUAUAUGUACAGUAAACAAGCUAUGGCAGAAUUCCCUGACUAUCCUCCGUUAUUGAGACAAGCAGUCUCUUUGGCUCGGCUUUUGUUGGAUCCUCUUGUAGAAUACUGCCACUUUUGUAAUACUGAACGAGAUAUAUUGUGCAUCUCAUAUCACCCGCUACAAGCAGAAAUUAAUAAAGAUGAUCUUAUGUUUUCACUUUCGUUGGAGUUUAUUAAUCGGGUUAAUGAGGUUGGCGUCGACGUGAAUAGAUGUUUGGAAUGCCCGUACACUGCUAAUAUGCUGCAGUUUGUGUGCGGCUUAGGAGUUAGGAAGUCUGCACAGCUGUUGAAAGUUUUGAAGCAGAACAACAACUUGUUGGAAAGUCGUACAAAAUUAGUUACUUUAUGCCGUAUGGGACCAAAAGUUUUAAAAGCGUCUUACUCACUUGAAAUUAUGGUUUUUAUGAACUGUGCGGGGUUUAUCAAGAUUGAUACGGCUAAGGUUUCAGAUAAAACCGAUGCUUAUGUUGAGGUGCUGGACGGGUCUCGUGUCCAUCCAGAAACUUAUGAGUGGGCUCGGAAAAUGGCUGUCGAUGCUCUCGAAAUAGAUGAUACUGCAGAGCCAACUAGCGCUCUAGAAGAAAUAUUACAAAAUCCUGACAAGUUGAAGGAUCUUGAUCUAGAUGCAUUCGCCGAAGAACUUGCCAGACAAGGAUUUGGAAAUAAAAGUAUUACUUUGUAUGAUAUUAGGGCUGAGCUUAAUCAUCGUUAUAAGGAUCUUAGAAUCCCAUAUGAAAGCCCUUCACCAAAUCAGCUGUUCAUGAUGCUCACUAAAGAGAACUCUGAAUGCAUUGGGAAACUAAAGUUGGGACGUGUAACUAACAUCGUUUAUCGGAAACCCCGAAAUAAUGAAGACCGAGACAAAGCGUUGCCCUUGCGAGAUGAGCGGACAGGACAGUGGAAAUGUCAAUAUUGCUACAAACCUGACUUCAGGGAUACGCACGAGGUCUGGAAACAUUUUGAUUCUUGUCCAGGUCAGCCAGUUGGAGUCAAAGUUCGUUUCGAUAAUGGAAUUACAGGUUUUAUUCCUAACAAAUACCUCUCUGAUCGUCCAGAAUCUUUUAUGAAUCCUGCUGAAAGAGUGCAGAUAAACCAGCCAGUUUACUGCCGUAUUUUGGAUGUCGAUCCGGAGAAGUUUUCAUGUACAUGUUCUUGUCGAUCCUCUGAUUUAAGGAAUUUACAGCAGCAGAAUGUGACAUAUGAUGAGUAUUUCGAUCGUUUACGUUGUCAGGAGGAAGAGGAAAAGGACAAAAAACUUAGAGAGCAGAGGAAAUUUGCAACAACAAAUUUUGUCAAAAGAGUCAUUUCACAUCCAGCUUUUCAUAAUGUCAAGUACAAGGACGCGGAACACAUGCUUGAAAAGUUUGAGCAGGGUGAGGCGAUCAUUCGUCCAAGUUCAAAGUCCGCUACUCAUUUAACGGUAACUUGGAAGGUUGCUGAUGGCGUAUAUCAACAUAUUGACGUCAAAGAGGAAGGAAAACAACAUUCAUUUGAUUUGGGGAAAACUUUGAUUAUCAAUGGCGAAGAAUUUGAAGACUUAGACGAAAUUCUUGCGAGGCACAUUCAGCCGAUGGCAUCAUUGGCACGUGAGGUUUUUGCACACAAAUAUUUCCUUGAAGGUGUAAAAGCGGAGGAUAGGCAAAGUAUUGAAACUUAUUUAGUCGAUGAAAAGAAACGUACUCCUUCAAGGAUACCUUAUACACUGACGUCGUCGCACGCAUAUCCGGGAAAGUUUGUCCUUUCUUACAUGCCAGUGAGUAAAGUUAGGCAUGAGUAUAUGACUAUUACCCCAGACGGCUUUCGGUUUAGGCAACAAAUGUUUCCCAAUUUGAAUAAUCUUCUUGCCUGGUUCAAAGUUCAUUACAGAGAGCCACCUCCCGGUGGUAAGUUUUUUUGA